Molecule: messenger RNA, 6294 nt
Organism: Cyprinodon variegatus (sheepshead minnow)
Lineage: Eukaryota; Metazoa; Chordata; Actinopteri; Cyprinodontiformes; Cyprinodontidae
Gene: nrxn1a
Product: neurexin-1a-like
Exons: 25
Coding region: 935-5401 (1488 amino acids)
Source: RefSeq, a predicted model, not a curated record
CUGCCGCGAGAGCACCAUCAGACUGCACCUUUUCCUCCUCAGGAGAACGGAGGAGAGAGCGACCCAGAGUGAGACUUAAGGAGAGAGAGAAAGGGAAAUAGGGAGAAAUAGAGGCGAUAACACCUCGUCAUCUUCAAUCCGAGCCCGUGACAGUUGUACUCUUGUCUGGUCAUUUCCCAUUUUCCUCUCUUUCCUUCUCGCGGAUUCAAAAUCCACCUCAAAUGGGAAGGCGGAUCGAUGCGUCGCGCGCGGCACUGUUGCCGCGGAACCACAGGAUGCGCAUGAGGUCGCUGGAGAGAGUGAUGACGCGGCAGUGAGAGACACACAUACCUCAACCUGCUGGCACACACUCACAUAUACACACAUAUCUGCCCACACAUGCUUUAAGUCUUGCCCCACAAAGACAAGGAAGGAGAGGGGGAGAAAUUACUGCUAUGACGGUGUCAUUUCUCACCAUUACCAGUGUGUGAGCAGCACACACACAAAAAUACACUCGCACUCCAUAGGGAGUUGCCUGCGUAGGGAUAAGACCCUAUCUAGGGCAGAAAGAUGGAGCUUGCAUCCUGUUUGUUCCGCAUCUAACACAGAAACAUAUAAACACACACACCUGGAGUCUCAUGACUGAAGUAAGGGAUGAAGAGGAGACGCUGAACAUCCCAGAGACAAGAGGAACACAAGGCCAAGGCAGAAGAUGUUCAAAGGGUAUUAAGAGAACAGAGGGUGCUACUGUCUGACCCCUCCCUCUGUCUCUGGAGGUGUAUUAUAUCUGAGCUAUCUUUGGUUCAAAGCAAUACCAAGACAGCAGGGUGCACAGGUGACAGUGUUCUACGAAGUGCCCUGCAGUUAUCACCAUGAGCUGUAGGCUAGAGGAAACACCCCAGCUCUAGCCUCUAUUUAGGUUUGUGUGUGUGAGAGUGUGAGAGCGACUGUGUGCAUGAGUGUAAUGGCAGUUUGUGUUUGGGCAGCAGCCCCCCUGCUCUUUCUGGGGCUGUGCCUGUGCAGUGUAGGGGGCCAGGCCCAAGGGGAGGUCCUGGAGUUUGGGGGCGUAUCUAGCCAGUGGGGGAGGUUUCCAGUAUGGAAUGCCUGCUGUGAGAGCGUGCUGAGUUUCAGCCUGCGGACUCAGAGCCAGGAGGGCCUGCUGCUCUACCUGGAUGAUGAGGGUUUCUGCGACUUCCUGGAGUUGCUGCUUCUCCACGGCCACCUGCGCCUACGCUUCUCCAUCUUUUGUGCUGAACCAGCUGAGCUGCAGUCAGGCGUGGCAGUGAGUGACGGCCAGUGGCAUGCAGUGCGUGUCAAGAGAGACUGGCGGAACACCUCGCUGGAGGUGGAUGGGCGACUGGAGGGAUGGGCAGAAGUGAAGAGUAAGAGAAGAGACAUGACAGUAUUCAGCCACACGUACAUGGGCGGGUUGUCAGCAGAUCUCCACUCCUCGCCGCUACGGCUCACCUCACCCUCAGUGAGAGAACACCCCGCCUUUCGAGGCUGGAUCACGGCAGUGAGCAUUAACGGCUCGCUGGUGACGCUGGACAGCUCAGAGGGCGUCACCGUAACAGCUGGCUGCGGUUCGGACCACCAGUGCCAGAACGGAGGGGUGUGCAGCGUGGUCAACGACCAGGCCGUCUGUGACUGUUCCGACACUGGCUACCAAGGCAAUGACUGCAGCGAAGGUCUGGCACACCUGAUGAUUGGCGACCAAGGAAAACUCAGAGCUCGUGAGGAGUAUGUCGCCACCUUCAAAGGCUCUGAGUACUUCUGCUACGACUUGUCGCCAAACCCCAUCCAAUCCAGCAGUGAUGAAAUCACGCUUUCCUUCAAGACGCUCCAGCGCAACGGCCUGAUGCUGCACACGGGCAAGUCAGCAGACUAUGUGAACCUGGCGCUAAAGAACGGGGCGGUGUCCCUUGUCAUUAAUCUGGGCUCUGGGGCCUUCGAAGCCCUGGUGGAGCCCGUCAACGGCAAGUUCAACGACAACGCCUGGCACGACGUCAAAGUGACCCGCAACCUGAGACAGCACUCAGGCAUUGGACACGCUAUGGUGACGAUCUCUGUGGAUGGGAUCCUGACCACGACGGGCUACACGCAGGAGGACUACACGAUGCUGGGCUCUGAUGACUUCUUCUAUGUGGGAGGGAGUCCCAGCACUGCAGACCUGCCUGGUUCUCCUGUCAGCAACAAUUUCAUGGGCUGUCUCAAAGAGGUGGUGUACAAGAACAAUGAUGUACGGUUGGAGCUUUCAAGACUGGCCAAACAGGGUGACCCAAAGAUGAAGGUCAGUGGUGUGGUGUCCUUCAAGUGCGAAAGUGUAGCAACACUGGAUCCAGUGACGUUUGACACACCGGAGUCAUUCGUGGCUUUGAGCAAAUGGAUGGCGAAGAAGGCGGGAUCAAUUUCGUUUGACUUCAGGACCACGGAGCCAAACGGGUUGAUGCUUUUCAGCCAUGGCAAACCCAGACAACAACAGCGAAAAGACCCCCGCACCCCUCCUACUGUCAAGUUCAUGUCGAACAUACAGGUGGAUUUUUUUGCCAUUGAAAUGCUGGAUGGUCACCUGUACCUGCUGCUGGACAUGGGCUCAGGAACCACAAAGACCAGGGCCAUUGACAGAAAGGUCAACGACGGCGAAUGGUAUCAUGUCGACUUCCAGAGAGACGGACGCUCAGGAACGAUCUCGGUGAAUAGCAUGAGAACAGCGUACACGGCGCCAGGGGACAGCGAGAUCCUGGACCUGGAUGACACCCUGUACCUCGGAGGAUUACCAGAGGAUCGCGCCGGUCUCAUUUUUCCUACAGAGGUUUGGACAGCCCUGUUGAACUACGGCUACGUAGGCUGCAUCAGAGACCUGUUUGUGGACGGUCAGAGUAAAGACAUCAGGAGGCUUGCUGAGGCCCAGCGGGCAGUCGGAGUGAAGCCUUCCUGCUCAAGAGAGCUGCCCAAACAGUGCCUGUCCAACCCCUGCCAGCACAAUGGCAACUGCAGGGAGGGCUGGAACCGUUACGUCUGUGACUGCUCUGGGACCGGGUACCUGGGGCGCUCCUGCGAGCGAGAUGCGACCAUCCUCUCGUAUGACGGCAGUAAGUUUAUGAAGGUGCAGCUGCCUGUGGCGAUGCACACUGAGGCGGAGGACGUCUCGCUACGCUUUCGCUCCCAGCGGGCCUACGGCAUUCUUAUGGCAACCACAUCCCGGAACUCAGCGGACACUCUUCGUCUGGAGCUGGAUGGUGGCCGUGUCAGACUAACUGUAAACCUAGACUGUAUCAGGAUAAACUGUACAGCCAGUAAAGGCCCAGAGACCAUCUUUGCUGGGUCAGGCCUCAAUGAUAAUGAAUGGCACACAGUGAGGGUAGUCCGGCGCGGCAAGAGCCUCAAACUCACCGUCGACGACCUGCAGACUGUUGAAGGUCAGAUGGCGGGCGACCACACCCAGCUUGAGUUCCACAACGUGGAGACGGGCAUCGUGACUGAGAAGCGCUUCAUGCCCAUUGUGCCCUCCAACUUUAUCGGCCAUCUCCAAGGCCUGACGCUGAACGGCAUGCCCUACAUUGACCUGUGCAAGAACGGCGACAUUGACUACUGCGAGCUCAACGCCGUCAUCGGUUACAAGAGCAUCGUGGCUGACCCCAUCACUUUCCGCUCCCGCUCCAGCUUUGUCACGCUGCCCACGCUGCAGGCCUACUACUCCAUGCACCUCUUCAUGCAGUUCAAGACAACAUCCCCAGAUGGUCUUAUUCUCUUCAACAGGGGAGACGGCAAUGACUUCAUAGUCGUUGAGUUGGUUAAAGGUUACCUUCAUUACAUUUCUGACCUGGGAAACGGAGCACACUUGAUCAAGGGCAACUCCAACAGUCCGCUUAAUGACAACCACUGGCACAAUGUGCACAUUUCCCGCGACACAAACAAUCUUCACACGGUCAAGAUUGACACCAAAGUUACUACUCAGACCACAAUGGGAGCCAAGAACCUUGAUUUAAAAGGUGAUCUGUAUAUUGGAGGUGUUACCAAAGAGAUGUACCGUGAGCUGCCAAAGUUGGUUCACUCUCGAGAGGGCUUUCAAGGCUGUUUGGCCACACUAGAUCUAAAUGGGCGCCUCCCGGAUCUGCUUGCCGACGCCUUGACAACAAUUGGACAAGUUGAAAGAGGUUGUGAAGGUCCCAGCACAACAUGUCAAGAAGACUCCUGCUCAAAUCAAGGAGUCUGUUUGCAGCAGUGGGAGGGCUUCACCUGUGACUGCAGCAUGACUUCGUACGCUGGACCGCUGUGCAACGAUGCUGGGACCACUUAUAUCUUUGGCCGGGAUGGAGGUGUGGUCAUUUACACAUGGCCUCCUAAUGAGCGUCCCAGCACCAGGGCGGACCGGCUAGCCCUUGGCUUCAGCACCCAGCAGAAACAUGCCGUUCUACUCCGAGUGGACAGCGCAUCUGGCCUUGGAGACUACCUCCAGCUACAGAUAGACAAGGGUAACAUUAGGGUGGUGUUCAAUGUUGGCACGGAUGACAUUAACAUUGAGGAGAGCACCAAGUUUGUCAACGACGGGAAGUACCACGUUGUUCGGUUCACCCGAAGCGGCGGCAACGCGACACUUCAGCUGGACGACCUUCCAGUCAUAGAGCGGUACCCCUCAGGCAACAAUGAUAACGAGCGCCUGGCCAUCGCCAGACAGCGAAUCCCCUAUCGGCUUGGUCGAGUAGUUGACGAUUGGCUACUCGACAAAGGUCGCCAGCUAACCAUCUUCAAUAGCCAAACGACAGUUCGUGUUGGCGGAGGCGAGCAGGGCUCUGCCAUGUUCCAGGGACAGCUGUCUGGCCUUUAUUACAAUGGCCUCCGCAUCCUCAACAUGGCCGCCGAGGGCCAUCCGCACAUCAGAGUGGAGGGCAGCGCGCGGUUGGUCGGUGACAUGCCAUCCUCCUCCAUCACCCCGCAGUCGAGUGCUGCAGCCGGGGGAAACCGCUCGGACUCAGCUCCUUCAAUCAGUGACAUCACAACAACCACUGCCACGAAUAAGAAGCACGGCCCACCAACAGAGAACGCAGAUGACUUACUGGUAGCAUCGGCUGAGUGUCCAAGUGACGAUGAAGACCUGGAACCUUGUGACAGCUCAGCAGCCAGCCCUCCUUCGCCAGACGUGAGGCUGUUUCCUGGUCCGUCCGAGGUGGUGGUGGAGAGCAGCAGCACCACGGGCAUGGUGGUGGGCAUCGUGGCAGCCGCCGCCCUCUGCAUCCUCAUCCUCCUCUAUGCCAUGUAUAAGUACCGCAACCGAGACGAAGGAUCCUACCACGUUGACGAGACCCGCAACUACAUCAGCAACUCGGCCACGCAACCCAACGGUAGCACCAAGGACAAGCCGCUGGGCAUCGCCAAGAUCUCUAAGAACAAAAGGAACAAAGAAAAGGAGUAUUAUGUCUGAGGAGGACACCCCCCCUUGCUCAGAAACAGAGAAAUAUACGUACACCUUUAUAUAUUACAAUAUAUGUACAUAGAUAGAUAUAUUCUCCAAGAAAAAAAGAAACACUCAUACACAAGAACAUAGACAUGGGGAUUUUAAUGUUUACUCUCCAAUAAUUCCACCUGCACACAUGCCGUCAAGCACAAACAUACAUAUUCAAGUCCACAUGCAGACAUUUAAGCACAAACAUAAACACACAGACUGACCUGAGGGCUCGAGCCCUCCCUGUACAGUAUUUACCAAUGAACAGAGCCUCUGGCAGAGGCCUGUUUUAUGAGCAUUAACAUCAUUCCAAAUGAGUUAGAAGCACCAGUUCAACUCCCAGUCACCAUUUUGGCUGAGGCCAGGUCUGCCACAGUCGGACCUCUCUGUCUGGACUGAGAGGGGCGAAAAUAGACUUUAAGUGAAGCACAUGGCAGGCCAAGCGAGAGGCAGCGCACCAGAGCAAAGAUGAUGUAAAAGCACUAAGUGUCUCUUCCAAGCUUCUUGGCCUUCCUCCCUGUUAACAGACGGGACUUGAUGAAGCACAGAGGACAGCAAGGAAAUAAGCACACCAGUGGUUCAAGUUUAGCCCCGAAGCCACAGGACAGGAACUCGGUGUGUAGCCAUAGAGACGGUGAAUUAUGAGAAAACAGGCACAGACAGAGCUCAGUGAGCUGCUGCUGUUAUGCUGCAGAGCUGAGCUUUUUUACAGCGUCCUGGAUAAAUCCAAAAGAACGAAGCCGGGGAGACCAAGAGAUGUUCUCCUGCACAUGAUACUUGAGACUUCAGAUGCUACCUACAGACACCAGUCAGACAUGACUGCAGUGUUGUCACACGCAUACACACAGCACACAGGCACAAAACGAACAUUU